Messenger RNA from Trachymyrmex cornetzi, 4305 nucleotides. RefSeq lists its product as uncharacterized. The annotation marks the transcript as partial. The record is from RefSeq and is a predicted model, not a curated record. The transcript is spliced from 2 exons. Lineage: Eukaryota; Metazoa; Arthropoda; Insecta; Hymenoptera; Formicidae.
AUGCCCCUCGGCCACGGUCCCGAGUUGCACAUUCCGGGGUUUCCGUGGAAGGCACGAGCCACGAGCGCCACAUUGGCUCAACGCUACAUUGGCGACACAAACAAUUUGGUCCUUCGAGCCGGAUUACAGCAACAACGUUUUGGUGUCAGUGCCACUGCGGUCGAACAUUCGAGGAGGUUGGCUGUAGCGAGUCACAAAUCUCGCGACAGCAAGGGACUGAACCAGACAUUUCCAGUCUUCUUCGAGGAGCUGUUCCUCGCGACUCACAAGGGGAUCCUGCAAACAUCUGACGCAUUUCCAUCACUGGCAAGUAGCUGCGAGCCCAGGACACGGCCACAUCAAGCGAGUUCCUGCAACGCUGCCGCUACGCGCCAUCAGGACCGGCCAUCUUUACGCAGCCGAGGCCACGCUCUUUUCAUUUCCGUGCGCGUGCGAAUUGCUUACUCAAUCGAAUCGGUCACGCCGCCCAUUGCGGCUCAACUUGAAGAACGCCGAGCUAAGUUAGACGGUUAUUGGUCAAGUUACGACGAAGUGCAAACGAAGCUGGAAUUGUGCGACGAGGCAGAGGCGAAUCAUCGCGUCACUUUCGAGGAAGCAUUUUAUUUUACAUCCGCUAAAUUACGCGAAUUACUCUCUAGCGCCAGUCAAAUGCGCGCCACCGCCUCUCCCUCGCCGUCACCCUCAAUUUCCGGCGUCGUCAAUCAGUACAAUCAUAUCAAACUCCCUAGGUUGGAUCUUCCGAAAUUUUCCGGUAAAUACGACGAGUGGUUCCCGUUUUUUGAUAGCUUUCAGUCUCUCAUACAUGCCAACCCGUCGUUAGAUAAUAUUCAAAGGUUGCAAUACUUGAAGGCCUCCGUCGUCGGCGACGCGGCAAAAAUAAUCACCGCGUUGGAAAUUUCUGGCACGAAUUACGACGUCGCGUGGAACCUGCUGAAAGAGCGUUACGAUAAUAAACGCGUCAUCGUUCAAAGCCACAUAAAGGCGAUCAUGGAUCUGCCGUCCAUGAGUAAGGAAAACGUCGUCGAGCUUCGUCAAAUCGCAGACGGUACUACCCGACACGUUCAAGCCCUCAAGGCUUUAAAGCGCCCCACAGCGCAAUGGGACGAUUUAUUAGUUCAAAUUUUGACUAGCAAACUAGACGCGCUCACUUCUCGCGAAUGGCAGUUGUCGCUGACGAGCUCGCAGCUGCCUACGCUAAAACAAUUCAUUGAUUUUAUCACUCAUCGAUGUCAAACUCUCGAGGCCAACGGUAAGCCAGCUGUGCCGGCACAAGCACAGCAUAAUGCGAGGCGCCAGUCAUGUCUCGCGACGGUGAAGGCUAAGUGCGUGUUUUGCAAAGGCGAACACUUCAUAUAUCAUUGUCAAAAAUUCUUAGCAUUGCCGGUUCGGCAAAGAAUUUCGGAAAUCCGAAAACGUAAACUCUGUACGAAUUGCCUGCGAUCCACUGAUCAUGCCUCGAACAAAUGCCCAUCAGGCAGUUGUAAAAUUUGCAAUUCCAAGCAUAAUUCAUUGCUUCACCUUACCGCCGCCAUUUCAACGAAGUCCGAUACUUCAAAUCCGCGCGAAUCACCCGUGGAUGACAAGGGAGGGGCACCUCCGGCGAGUUCUCCUACGGCCCUUGUCACACACAGCGCGAACUCGCCUGUUCACAACUGCGUUAUGUUAUCCACUGCUGUUGUGUCCGCACACGACAGCAAGGGCGCUCUUAAAUCCUGUCGCGUACUUUUGGAUAGUGGCUCACAAGCCAAUUUCAUUUCGCAACGCUUCCUGGACACGCUCGGUCUUAGAACUCGUGCCUCGGAAGUCUCCAUUUCGGGAAUCAACAAGACAACUACAAGAUCAUUGCGAGCAGUCGAAGUUCAUUUACAGUCGCGCAUAAAUUCCUUCAAUAUUUUAUUGGAUUGCAUUGUCACUGAUCAUGUAACUGAUAAGCUUCCGGCCUUUACUAUCAAAAGGAGUGCCUUUGAAAUUCCACAAAAUAUCAAGUUGGCUGAUCCGCAGUUCAACGUCGCGUCAGAAAUCGAUCUUUUAAUUGGCGCGGAGCAAUUUUGGCGCUUGCUCUGCGUAGGGCAAAUCAAAUCUUCGCCGACUCAACCCAUCCUUCAGAAAACGCGUUUCGGGUGGAUUCUAGCCGGGCGACUCGAUAAUUCAUCGACUUCCAGACAAGGCGUGCAGUCUUUUCACGCUUCAAUUUCUAACGCGCAAUUACAACAACAAUUAUCACAAUUUUGGCAAAUUGAGGACAUAACUCAGACCUCGGACGAUCACAGUGUCGAAGAGCACCUUUGUGAGCAACAUUUCUUGCAGAAUCUGUCCCGAGACCCGCAGGGCAGAUUAAUCGUGAAGCUUCCGUUCAAGGAGCUCGCCUCUAUCACCCUCGGCGAUUCAAGAGGAGCCGCCUUAAAACGAUUGUACGGUAUCGAAAAACGAUUCAAACUCAAUCCCAAUUUAAGAACUCAGUACUCGGAGUUCAUGAACGAAUACUUGGCCCUAGGCCACAUGAAGGCAAUUGACGAGCAGUCCGAUAAUAAUUCAGAAUCCUUUUAUCUCCCGCACCAUUGCGUGUUCAAGUCUAAUCAGGGUCGCGAUAAGAUUCGUGUAGUCUUCGACGCGUCGGCCAAAGGCUCAACCGGUACUUCCUUAAACGAUGUGCUCAUGGUUGGACCAACCGUCCAACAGGACUUAUUUUCAAUUUUAGUACGAUUUCGCACAUUUCGCUUCGUUCUCACCGCUGACAUCAUCAAGAUGUACAGGCAAGUGUUGAUUUAUCCCUCACAAACACAUUAUCAACGCAUUCUUUGGCGGGACGAUCCCGCCUCCGACGUCAAGGCUUACGAGCUAGUCACAUUAACUUACGGCACGUCGUCGGCGUCGUACCUAGCAACCAGAUGCCUCAAAUGGCUGGCUGAUCAUUACGCGGACGAAUUUCCCGCCGGUUCCGCGUGUGUGGAGCGAGACUUUUAUGUCGACGAUAUGCUCACUGGCGCCGACACCGUGGAAGAGGCCCUAGCAAUUCGCGACCAGACAAUCGAAGUGCUACGUGCGGGCGCCUUCGAACUCAGUAAGUGGGCUUCCAAUUGUUCGGACUUACUAACGGAUGUCGAGAAACAAACCCAUGUCCCUGUUACUAUUAACAAGGGCACGGAAUCGUCCAUAUUAGGCGUCCAUUGGGACCAACUCCAAGACACAUUACACUUUUCCUAUAAGCCCGACGCCGACCGUUCAACAAUCUCCAAACGCGUCAUACUUUCCGAAGUAUCUAAACUCUUCGAUCCUCUCGGGUUCUGGGGACCGGUCAUCGUUUCGGCAAAACUGAUCCUCCAGGAGCUCUGGCACUUGGGAUCUCACUGGGACGAAUCAGUUCCGCAAGAGCUUCACAUACGUUGGACGAACCUCAAGUCGCGCCUAGUUGAUAUCAAUAAACUCGCCAUUCCGCGCCAUGUCAAGCUCAAUGCGAAUUCACAGCCAAUGCAAGUCCACGGUUUCUGCGACGCGAGCCAAUUGGCUUACGGAGCAUGCAUUUAUAUCCGCACGAGGUCUCAAGACGGCACCUACAACACUGAAUUAUUGUGUUCAAAGUCUCGCGUUGCUCCCCUUAAGGCGAUCUCAUUGCCGCGUCUCGAGCUUUCAGCAGCCUUGCUAUUGGCCAACCUACUGAACAAGGUAAGGGCAUCAAUCACGAUAACUGACUCACAGAUCUUCCUGUGGUCAGAUUCCACCAUAGUCCUGAAUUGGAUAGCAUCGCCAUCGAGAAGAUGGUCAGUUUUUGUCUCCAAUAGAGUCGGUCAAAUUCAAAACUUGACUGAACCUAGUGACUGGCGUCACGUCAAAUCCAUCGACAAUCCUGCUGACAUUCUGUCGCGCGGCCUCGAUCCACAGAAGUUAGUAGAAUCUUCCAUGUGGUGGCAUGGACCUCCCUUCCUGAGAUUAGAUGAAGAACAUUGGCCCGAUUCUGGGUUCGUUCAUUCGAUUGAGGGCCUUCCCGAACAAAAAAGGUCCGUGACAGCCAUCUUGAUUGUCGAUCACUCAGUUAUAAAUGAAUUGUUAACCAGACAUUCAAACCUCAAUAAAGCAUGUCGCAUUCUCGCGUAUUGCCUAAGAUUUCUUAAGCGCUACCGUCCGAAGGAAUAUACCACAUUCGUAUCUCAUCAAGAAAUUUCAACCGCGUUACAAAUCAUGUGUAAGUUAACCCAGAAUCAAGCUUUUCCUCAGGAAUACAAGGCCUUACGCAAAGGUCAUGCCCUUGAUACAUCAAGUAGCAUAUUAUCAUUAGCUCCGUUCAUUAGCGAAGACGGAUUAAUUCGG